AUGGCUAGUUUGAAUCUACGUACUUCAGCGCAUGCCGCAAUUGUGCGCAUUGGCAAAAUGACUGAAGCAGCUAAUUACGAUCCGGACAGUAUGGAGUGCGAUGUGAUUCGCGCACAGUUGGACAAACAUUUUGAAAGGUUUAUGGAGUAUCAUACGGACCUGGUGUCUUCAGCACAAUCCAGCGAAUUGACCACACAUGACGACUUCUUGGCUGCUACGGAGUUACUCUACACGCAAAUAUGUAUUCGACUACGUCGUAUAUGUGGCGCUGGUGAAGGUGGUAUUUGUGUGGCGAAUCAAUUGGACAUGCGAUUAGAUCCAAUUAAGAUUCCUGUUUUCAAUGGUGAUCCAGCGAAUUGGCUGCCUUUCAAAGAUUUGUUCGAGGCACUAGUUCACAAUCGGAAGGAUCUGAAUUCCAGUUACAAAUUAAGCAAGUUACGCCAACAUGUCAAUGCAGACAGCGUACCAUUGGUCGGUGGACUUUAUACAGGCGGUUAUGAGGACAUGUGGCAGGAGAUGAAACGGCGGUUUGAUAAUCCACGUUUGUUAGUGGAACCUCACGUGCAGCGUAUACUGAAUUUGCCCAACCAACCCACCGAAUCCCAGAAGGGCUUGCUUCGACUAGUUGACACCGUCCAAAAUGUGAUGCGAGCUUUAAGCGUUAUGGGUCUUCCGGUAAAUCAUUGGGACGCCCUCUUGGUGCCACUUUUGCUACCGAAAUUGCCCACAAUCACCAUGUAUGAGUGGGGGAUGAGCCUUCAGACGAACAACAUACCAAUGGCUCAGGAUUUUUUGACAUUUAUUGAGAAGCGUGCCAACAAUUUGCCUCAAGGAGCUACGAACAGUACAUCAACUCUUCAUCAGAGACCAACCCGUCCCGUUAAGGCUAACGUUGCAACGGUAAACUCAUCUCAGCCGUUACAUUCAGUGAAAAGGGUUACGGUAUUUUGCCAACUUUGCGCAAACGGACACCGAAUACACAAGUGUCAACGGUUCGUUAAUCUUUCCAUACCGGAACGGUGUCAUCAUCGCCAUCAUACGAUGCUUUGCAAAAUCAACGUUGCGAAUAAUUCACCGGCUACGGAGGAAGACACCAACAGUCACAUAAUCGAUCGGAAUAUACCCGUGGACACACCUUCAACACAGGUGCCACAGGUAUACCCACGACAGCAGUGA
Messenger RNA from Bactrocera tryoni, 1176 nucleotides. RefSeq lists its product as uncharacterized. The record is from RefSeq and is a predicted model, not a curated record. Bases 1 to 1176 code for a protein of 391 amino acids. The transcript is spliced from 2 exons. NCBI's taxonomy places the organism in Eukaryota, Metazoa, Arthropoda, Insecta, Diptera, Tephritidae.